CUUUUCUCGCCCUAUACAGAACAUCUUGGCCUAUCAACGGUAGCAUCUCGCUCAAUCCGGGCACUGCCGCAAUGGCCGUCUCGACUGUUUCCAUCCAGGAGGCCUACCCCCAACGCGCCUUCUACCGAGCAAGACGGCUACAGAAUCCCCUUUCAACGUUGUAUUCCAACUGAAUCCGACGCGGAACUCAAGUGCUACUCAUUCGGACCGAUCAAGUCUGCGCCAAGCACCGGUCGCGUUGGCUCCGUCGCUCAAGACACCCAUCAAGCGUCCCCGCCCAACGUACUACCGGAAACUCUGAAUGCUGCUCGCUUUCUAUCUCAAAGGCAUCCACCGCUACGCUGCAACGCGAAGCCCUUCGCUCGAGACACUGUUCCGAACCCACCCUUUGCUGCAGUCGCGCCUGCGGGUGACACCGUGCGUUCGAGUCGAAAGAGACCCAAGCUUCUGAAUCGCGUAAAGCAGGCUAUUGGAUCUGUCCUAAGGCUUCCCGCUAAUGGCGGCUCGCAUUCAAGACCAUUCAAGUCCCCGAAAGAGCUCUCCGUCAACAGAUUGCUUCCUUCC
Molecule: messenger RNA, 564 nt
Organism: Mycena citricolor
Lineage: Eukaryota; Fungi; Basidiomycota; Agaricomycetes; Agaricales; Mycenaceae
Source: the annotation of a GenBank genome assembly